GUCUUCCAUCUACGUUGUAGAAAUUUGCCCCAAAACAGCCGAAGGCGAAAAGCAUGUACGGGCUGAGCGACUCAGGGGGGCUGAAUGAAGACCCCAAGAAGACCCCGGUCCGUUCGUCCGUGGCGGCGUGGCUAGCUCUGGUUGUUGAUCUGCCGGCUCGCCCCACCGCCUGCCUGGCCAGCGAGCCUGCCGCAUCCAAGUGGCGUGUCACGUACCCGGCGGGGCCUACAAUCCCCACCGUCUCCAACCCAAACAAGUGAUUACGCCGACGGGGUUGGGGGGGGUGGGUGGGUUUGGUCCCCGCCACUUACCCGCCUGCUACCGAGGACAUGCAUGGUGCGCACUGGGCGCCAGGCGGGCGCCAGGUUACCCGGCGCCCCCCGUGUUCAGUGGCUGACCUCGCUACGUGUGCGGACAAUGUCAUUGAGGGUGGAGACGGCAUGGUCGUGGAGUAUAUUGCAGUAUGUAGACGGAGGCAGCCGUGGAGCGGACGCCUAGUUUGUGCAGCAGCGUGGGGAGGUCGACUCAUAUGAUGCCUCUUGCUGAGUGUAUUUGACUUUCCACCCUGCCCUGCGUAGGAGGCGGGUGAGCGUGUCGUGUUGCUUGGCCUUACUUGGCGUGGGCCUUGGCGGUGGGUUUAGGUCGGCACAGGAAUUAACUUUGAGGAUGUGAAGUCUGUGGUCCCAACUGGCUGGGUGAAGGCUGGGUGAAGGCGGGACAUCAGGGUCGAGGGGAAUGGUGGGAAUCAGUAGGAUAUCCGGCCGUACGUAGCUUCCUGCGGAGGCCGUACGUCUGGGCAGUUGGGAAGUAACCAUACAUUCCGGUAGGCAAGCGUCGAAUACAUACUUUGGAAGGUCGGCCGUGCUGGUCGCGUCCAUGAUUUUGAAGCAGCCGCCGGGUGGCACGCGCGCGAUGUGGUGCAUGUAUGUAUGAUGGUGCGGAAGCCUCUAUUGUACCGGCUGAUGUAAAGCUAGCUUUCG
Chlamydomonas reinhardtii is the source of this 980-nucleotide messenger RNA. RefSeq lists its product as uncharacterized. Lineage: Eukaryota; Viridiplantae; Chlorophyta; Chlorophyceae; Chlamydomonadales; Chlamydomonadaceae. Bases 54 to 260 code for a protein of 68 amino acids. The record is from RefSeq and is a predicted model, not a curated record. The transcript is spliced from 2 exons.